This is a messenger RNA of Lachancea nothofagi CBS 11611, 1239 nucleotides long. Lineage: Eukaryota; Fungi; Ascomycota; Saccharomycetes; Saccharomycetales; Saccharomycetaceae. The record is from the annotation of a GenBank genome assembly.
AUGACUCUAGAUAUAGAAUCCAUGAUAGCCCCCAGUAUACUUCAUUUUCGAAAACUAAGGUUCAAGGCGGGUGAAUUGUAUCUGAAAAAUGUUUUGCAGUGCGGACAAGCGUUUCGAUGGAUUUUUCAUGAGAAGUUAGGCCAAUAUUCAACAACUAUGAGAGUUGAUGAUCGGUUCAGCAUAAUAGUAGUAAAACAGGAACAAGAAGACUGCAUAGAAUAUGCGGCGGUUGGGAAUAAUGAGUGUCGCGCUCUGGGUGACUUUUUGGCACGCUAUUUCCGACUAGAAGUACCACUGGGUUCCCUUUACGAAAAUGAGUGGCUUCUACGAGAUUCCAAAUUCAUCAAUAAAAGCCCCAGCGGAGUACGCAUCUUGAGUCAGGAUCCGUGGGAAACGUUGGUAUCCUAUAUUUGCUCGAGCAAUAACAAUAUAUCCCGAAUCACCAAGAUGUGCCACGCGUUGUGUACCGAAUUUGGGAACCUGAUAGGAAAUUACGAUGGCGUCGAUUACUAUUCAUUUCCAACCAGCAACGAAAUUGCUCAAAGAGCUUCAGAAGAGGCACUGCGGGUGCUUGGUUUCGGUUACAGAGCAAAGUAUAUCAUAGCUACUGCUCGAAAAAUGGCCUUAGAGCGACUUCAGAUGUCAGAUAGCGAAUGUUUACAGUCUUGGAGGGAUCAUUUACAGUACGAGCAGGUACGUGAAAAGAUCAUGGGUUUCAGCGGCGUUGGUCCGAAGGUUGCAGAUUGCGUCUGUUUGUCAGGUUUAGAAAUGGACGACGUAGUGCCUGUGGAUGUACAUAUAGCAAGAAUCGCACUGAGGGACUACAAGUUUAAUGCUAAAAAACAAGAUGUUGAAGAGCUUCAGGUGAGGUACAGAGAACUGCCAAUCACGCGUAAAAAGGUUAAUUAUGAACUCGAUCUGAUCCGGUCAAUGUUCAAAGAAAGAUGGGGAAGUUACGCUGGCUGGGCUCAGGGAAUUGUAUUCGCGCAAGAAGUUGGCAAGACCAGCGGGGCUACUAGCGAAGGUUUUACAAUCAAACGGAAGCUGGAAUUUGAUAUCAAAGUCGAAGUUGACGAAGAGGAGCUAUCAAUCAAAAAAAAGACUUUUGAAACGGUGACUGCGGGACCUAUAAUUAAGAAAGAAUUGAGUCAAGCAACACCAUUUGAGGAAGAAGUGGAAUACAGCAUCACAGGAAGGCCUAGGAGAAAAUCGACCAAAAACAUUGGAUACGAGUUUUGA